GUUUUGUUUUUUGAUAAACCCAAUCUUCCCAUUCUUGCCCGCUUUCCUUCAGAACUUAAUACCCACUAUUUCCUGUCUCGGGAAAAAACAACAACCCUAAACUGCAGGACCGCCAUGGCCAAGAAGCGAAAGCUCCGUUCUUCAGAGCCGGAAACCUCCAAAGCACCUGAGCCCCAACCAGAACAGCCUCCACCCACGGACCCUCCUCAUGAAGCACCACAGCUCCAACCUGAAGAAGAAGACCCAACCCAAUGCGCCCCAAUCCAAGAGGAAGAACCCCAAGAAAUGGCUGUAGACGAGUCGAAGGAGGACCAAGAAGAAGAACAAGAAGAGGAAGAAGUAAACGAAGAGUUACAAGGACAUGUGGUGGAGGAGGAGGAGGAGGAGGAGGAUGGGGAACCCAACGAUGGCCAGAACGAAACCCUAAACGGCGACGUUUCGACGGAAGGAGUCGGAAAAGAAGGAGCUGAAAGCGAAGCUAACGGAAGAGGGAAUGGGGGAAAUGAAGUGGGAUUAGAUGAUGAUGAGCCUUUGGAGAAGCUUCUGGAACCUUUCUCGAAGGAGCAGCUUCUUUCUCUCGUCAAGCAGGCUGCCGACAAGUACCCGGACUUCAUCGAGUGUGUUCGGGAUCUAGCCGAUGCCGACCCGGCUCACCGUAAGAUCUUCGUCCAUGGCCUAGGCUGGGACACCACUGCGGAAACCCUAAUUUCGGAGUUUAGCAAGUACGGUGAGAUCGAGGAUUGCAAGGCUGUGACCGAUAGAGUCUCUGGAAAAUCAAAGGGUUAUGCUUUUAUCCUCUUCAAGCGUCGGGCUGGUGCCAAGAAGGCCCUUAAGGAACCCCAAAAGAAGAUUGGGAGCCGGACGACUUCUUGUCAGCUCGCCUCGGCUGGACCCGUUCCUGCCCCACCUCCCGUGGUCCCGGCCGUGUCUGAGUACACUCAGAGGAAAAUUUUCGUUAGCAAUGUGUCUGCUGAUGUUGAUCCCCAGAAGUUGCUUGAAUACUUCAAGCAGUUUGGGGAUGUUGAGGAAGGGCCAUUGGGGCUCGAUAGGCAUACUGGGAAACCAAAGGGAUUUGCGCUUUUCGUCUACAGGUCAGUAGAGAGUGCCAAAAGGGCUCUCGAGGAGCCUCAUAAGAACUUUGAGGGACUUACUUUGCAUUGCCAGAAGGCCAUAGACGGUCCCAAACAGAGCGGCAAGCCUUUCCAUCAACAUCAACAUCAUCAGACUCCGCAUCAACAUCAGCAUCACCCCCAUCAUCAACAAUACUAUCCCAGGAAAGAGAAGAACAAGUAUUCAACUGGUGGGACGGGACCUGGACAUUUGAUGGCUCCUUCGGCACCUCCUCCUGCAGUUGGUUUCAACCCGGGAGUGGCAGGACCACAGGCACUGAACCCGGCUCUUGGGCAGGCCUUAACCGCGUUGCUUGCAACCCAGGGUGCUGGAUUGGGUAUUGGAAAUUUGCUUGGAGGUAUUGGUGGUCCGCCUGUUAACCAGCCUGGGCCACCUGGGGGAUAUUCAAAUCAGGCAGCUGGAGGCUAUGGGAACCAGCAAGUAAUGCAGGGUGGGUACCAGAAUCCACAAAUGGGGCAGAGCAGUGGUAGGCCUCAUCCUGGCCCUGGGGCACCUUACAUGGGUCAUUAGGUAUUGUUUCAGCUCAUUGAUGCCAGUGCUUGGUAGAAUGAUAGCAUUAUGAAGAUGAUGACUGCAUCUGACAUUGGGUCUGGUAAUCAUCAUUUCAUUAGAUGUCUUACUGCAGUUCAUAUUCUAACUUAUAUUCAGUAUGUAGUUUUAGUUGCAUGAGUUUUAUACACUUCUUAUACUUAGUUCAUGCUGUGUUGUCUUGGGUGUUAUUUUACACCAUGUGUGUCUAGCUGGCGUGGGAUGAGAGUAUGGAACUUUUUUACUUGUAAUUUUGUAAACUGUGAAAUAACAAGAUAUUUAUUUUUUUCUUUCUUGAAAUGAUCUCUGCGCAUAUGUUUUCCUCUUCUGUAGUGUUGUGCUGUAGGUGUUUUUUGUAGUUUUUGUUCUGGGUUCUUGUUCAUAUAGAAAGAUGACAAAAAAGAAAAAAAAACGGAGAAAGCUUUCAUUAUUAUAGCUGCCAAGACAUUAUAUACCCACUUCCUAACAAGUACAGAUUAAUCUGUGUAGUAAUCGCAGCCAUUGGUUGCAAUAGUGGAGUCAUUUCAAAGCUCAAGCAUUUUUUUAUUAUUAUUAACUUAGCAUUUCUCAUAUACAUAUCAUCAAACCAUUGAUCUGGCUUUUGUAAUAGCAUGGAAUCCUGUCAGAAUUUGUUUAUAGGGUGAUGGUGGGAUCUGCUGCUAUGAAUGGAUGGGACAUCAUCCUCACCUGUUUUGAGGUAAGAACUAAGAAGCUUCCCUUGGCGCCUUUACGGUUUGUCUGUUGCAAUGGCUGGAAGAUCCUGUUUGUAGAUGAGCAAAUAUGCCUCUGUUCAUAAGUUGGCCAUUUAAUAGUGGAUGCUGGUUUCAUUGAGGUGGAGCCACCACCUUUAGCUUUUGCUUGCAUUUAGUUUCUCUAACAUGUGAUGUUGAAUUAUUUGGUCAAAGGCUUAUAAUUGGGUUUUGAAGUGCCUUAUUUUGAGAGUGCUCUGGGCUUUCUGUGAGGUAUCUAAGAGGGUAAAGGAAAUGCAUAGCUAGCUUCAUUCUUGUAAUGUUUAUGAUAUCCAAGUUUGCUCAAGAGUUGUUUAGUGUGAAUAUGACUUUGACGGUAACCCAAGAACAAAUGUGGGAUUUGAACAAAAUGAAUUAAAAGUUGCCCAAAAUAAAAAAAAAAAAUAGAAUUAUAUGACAUCUGAUCACUGGUCAUUCCAUAA
Messenger RNA from Humulus lupulus (European hop), 2830 nucleotides. RefSeq names its product UBP1-associated protein 2A-like. Gene Ontology annotation, molecular function: RNA binding. The transcript has 2 exons. The coding region runs from base 115 to 1641 and encodes 508 amino acids. Lineage: Eukaryota; Viridiplantae; Streptophyta; Magnoliopsida; Rosales; Cannabaceae. The record is from RefSeq and is a predicted model, not a curated record.